GCGCUGAGGGGCGGCGGCGGGAAGCGGGGCGGGCACCGGCGGCGGCAGCAGCGCGGUGGGCUCCGUCCCUCUGCCCGCCCCGGGCCCUCGGGCAGCCCGUCCCGUCCCGGGGCGGCGGCGGGGCCCUUAGGGCUGUGCUGGCUCAGCGGUGAGCCCGCUCUCCUCGCCGCCCCGGGCACAGUAAGGGAAGAGGAGCUCGGUUUCCUGAGGUAGAGGUUUUUGCCUCAGUCCUCUUCUCCAGAGGAAGGUCUGUUGCUUACUGUUGGACUUCGAGAGACUUAAUCUGUGAAGAUAAUUAAAGUACCUUUGCUCUGAAUGCUAGUCUUUUAUUGGACAUUUCAAGGAGGACGAAUAAUUUUGACACCUUAGAACGUAUCAAGUAUUCAAAAGCAGACACACCCCAUGAAGCUCAAAGUGUAGAAAACCUCUGGUCAGCUCUAGAUGCUAGAGAAAGAUGGGACUCCGUAGCUAAAUAGCUUGAUGAUGGCCCCACUACCAAAUGCUGAGUUAGUUCAGAACUCUUUGCAGUUAUAUCGUUACCUGCUUCGAUGCUGUAAGCAACUUCCCGAAGAGAAUAUUCGUCAGCAUUACAGACAUGCAGUCAGGCAGAGUUUCAAAGUUCAUGCUGAUGAAGAUGAUCCUGAGCGAAUCCAGCAGAUCAUUAAGAGAGCCAUUGAAGAUGCUGACUGGGUCAUGAAUAAAUAUAAAACGCAGAAGUAGAAGAGGAAUGAUGAAGACAAGAAUGGCAUUGGUAAACAUCCUUAGAGGACAUGCAGUCAAGCCCAAUACUAUAUUAUAGUUAUUGCCUGGUGUUUUCUUUUAGAUAAUACAAAUACAGUAAUUUAUAUCUCAUUGGGAUGUCACGAGGCUAAAAUAAUAUUUCUGAAGCUUUUUGAGUCUCUAGAUUAAAAGGCACCGUCUAGGUUCAGAGUAUUAGCUUGCAUAAUCACUAACUUUAGCUUAAAGGCCAAACUUGUCUAAGUAACACAUAGCUUCUCAGGAAAACUUAGAAUAAAAAUACAAUGGAGUACAAAUCAUUAACAAAUAACAAAUAGUGCCCAGUCUCUCACUCAUAUCUGAAUUACAGUGUCUCAUCUGAAAGAAUUUAACUAGUAUCUGAGCAUAAAGAUCUCUACUGGGAGCCUGCAAACCUGAGAGAUUAACAUUGAGGAUCAGAGCAAAUUUCUCUUUACUUAAUUGUGGACUAGAUUGUACUGUUAGGCCUAGAUCCACUGUAGCACAGCAGUGUUUGAUACACUUAUGGUGCAGAUUAUUUGGAGGCAAAGUUCUUCUGCAUAAGUAACGGUGGAUUUAAGCUUGUGUUUGUGUGAUGUUCUGAAUUAUGGUAGUCAGUCUGUUAUGUCGGAGCACCUUCUCUAGAACCACAGAUACGCUUUCAGAGUGAAGCAGAGGUAUGACCAGAGCACAGGCCUGGCUUUUAUCUAGCAGCAGACACAAAAGCAUAGGCUACUGAGUGGAGAGCAUACCCAUGAGAACUUUAAGCCCAUCUGAAGCUUGAACCACACUAUUUUCCACUUGCCUGUCUGUGCUACGGGCAUAUUUUCCUUCUACUCUGUAGGUUUGCACUUGAACUAACGGUUGCCUUUUCUUAUUUAAAGAUAGGUGCCUGUCAUGUAAUCUCAAAACUCUCAAGGACAGGGACACCAUUCAGAUGGGGUAUGUGCACGGAAUGGUAUAAUCACUGAAAUGUGCAAUGUUGUACAGAUAUAAAGGCCUUCACAACUUCUUGCAACAUAUAAUAAAUGACCUUUAAAAAUGGGA
Molecule: messenger RNA, 1782 nt
Organism: Tyto alba (common barn owl)
Lineage: Eukaryota; Metazoa; Chordata; Aves; Strigiformes; Tytonidae
Gene: LYRM9
Product: LYR motif containing 9
Exons: 7
Coding region: 481-720 (79 amino acids)
Source: RefSeq, a predicted model, not a curated record